Messenger RNA from Salmo salar (Atlantic salmon), 2264 nucleotides. The record is from RefSeq and is a predicted model, not a curated record. NCBI's taxonomy places the organism in Eukaryota, Metazoa, Chordata, Actinopteri, Salmoniformes, Salmonidae.
GAGAGAGACUAGAAAGAGAGAAGGAAAGGUAGGUGAGGAGGAGGUGAAAGAGAGAGACAGGUAGAGAGAGAAAGAGAGACAUAGAGUGUCCAAUUCUCCCAUUCACAACUCUCUUUACCCUGUUAGCUUCGAUGCUAAUUCGGUCAGACCAGAACUCUAUCGGGUCUAUAUUCCUCUCCGUUUCCUACAGAUCCUGUCCACCUCUGACCCUCCACCUUUGACCUUUCACGUAUCCCUCAGAUCGAGUGUUGUGUCCUGGAGUCCAUCCCAGAGUCAUCAAGGUCGUCCAGAGACGAGACCCAGUUGUUAUCGAGAGAUGAGAAGGAUACUCUCUACUCAGCUGGGAUGCUAGCCUCCUCCUCACAGCAGGCGCAUGCUAACAGCUACGGCUCACAGCAGACGAACAGCCAACCGUUCUGCACACUGAAGGACGAGAAAUCUCCGCGUCAUUGUUCCAGCAGCAACAUGGAGGACGGCGAUAAGCUCCUGGCCCCGCACCCUUCUUUCGGCAGCCAUUUUGAGAGGACAAUCACUGUUGUCAGGGGCAACCGUAGCCUUGGUAUGACAGUGAGUGCUAUAAAGGACGGCUCAGGGAUGUUGAUCCGGUCAGUGAUCCGUGGAGGGUCAGUCAGUCAGGAUGGGAGGCUGGGUGUAGGAGACACUAUCCUGGCUGUUAACGGAGUUCCCACCACCAACCUGACCAAUGCUAUGUGUAGAGCCCUGCUGAGGAGACACUCUGUUACAGAGCCAGAUAUGAGUGUGACAUUCAUCCCCUCGUCUCUGGUAGAGGAGCACCGUGCCUCCAUGGCCCAGCAGCCUCUGUCAUCCAUCAUGGUGGACGGCCCCUCACCCUGCCCCCUGACCCCUUCCCCUACCCCCCCUGGAGGUCCAACCCCUUCCCCUACCCCUCCUGGAGGUCCAAUCCCUUCCCCAACCCCUCCUGGAGGUCCAAUCCCUUCCCCUACCCCUCCUGGAGGUCCGACCCCUUCCCCUACCCCUCCUGGAGCCCCAGAUACAGCCUCAACAGUCCCAACUCCAGGUCCAGCUACAGCCCCAAAGCCUCAAGGCCCUUCUCUACCCAGACCUGUAGUGUCAGCUACAAGUACAGCCCCAGCCUCAACAGUCCCAACUCCAGGUCCAGCUACAGCCCCAAGGCCUCAAGGCCCUUCUCUACCCAGACCUGUAGUGUCAGCUACAAGUACAGCUCCAGCCUCAACCCCAACCACAGGCCCACCCAGACCCCCACCCCCAGACAAGAGCCUAGUCCCUAAACCUCCACCCUCACCCGUACCAACGAAGGAGAGGAGAGGUGUGGAUGGAGUGAGAGAGGAGGAGAAGAAAGUGGAGAGGAAGAGAGAGGAGGAGGAGGUUAGAGAGGAAGAAGGGAGAGAGGAUGAGAUGUUGGGUUAUCCUACUGACCUCAGCUGGGCUCAACCUCGAAGGGUCAAGUUGAUGCGUUCUUCAGGCCAGUCUCUGGGUAUCAGUAUCAUGGGAGGUAGAGGGAUGGGCAGCAGGCUGAGCAGUGGAGAGGUGAUGAGAGGAGUGUUCAUUAAACACAUCACACCAGACAGCCCUGCUGGACACAACGGCACCCUGAAGACUGGAGACAGGAUACUGGAGGUAGGAUGCAUGGAUCUGAGAGAUGCCAGUCAUGAGCAGGCAGUGGAGGCCAUCCGUAGUGCUGGAGACCCUGUUGUCUUCCUGGUACAGACUGGACAACACAAAUCACAGUCGUCUCCUGUGCUCUCCAACCAUGAGAGGCAAGCCUCAGCAUCACACAGGGACUCACUGAACAACAGGAUGCCAGAGAGUCACAGUGGUCUGUUCCUUAGUCUCUCCCCCGCCAACCCCUUCACCCCUACUCCCUUUAAGCCAACAGCCAAUAGGACGGUCAGGAGAAGCCCCACAACUGUCUCUGCACCAAUCACACUGAGAGACAAGGAAGACGACAGCUGGAAGAAGAUGAUGUCCAGGUAUGGCGGUCUGCCAGGUGAGCUCCAUAUUAUAGAGCUGGAGAAGAGUCCCAGGGGAGUCACUAGCACGGAGGCCCGGGGACAGGGUCUGGUUCCUGGUCUGGGUCUCAGCCUGACGGAAGACAGGGAUGGUUCCAGAGCCCACCUCGGUGUCUACGUGGCUGGGGUCGACCCCCCAGGGAGCAGCGGGGCGAGAUGGACGGAUACGGGUGGGAGAUGAGCUACUGGAGAUCAACGGUCAGAUCCUGUAUGGUCGUAGUCACCAGAACGCUACAGCCAUCCUCAACAGUG